Messenger RNA from Didymodactylos carnosus, 1461 nucleotides. The record is from the annotation of a GenBank genome assembly. NCBI's taxonomy places the organism in Eukaryota, Metazoa, Rotifera, Eurotatoria, Philodinida, Philodinidae.
AUGUAUAAGCGCAAUAACUCUAUAAUACUUUUCUCUUUAUGUGUAUUAUUUUUUUCACCAGAUCUUUGGUCUGAUAAAGCACGCACUGCAUAUUACUUGGAGUGGGAAGUUGCACUGGCCAAGGCCCAAAGUAAACUCAAGAUCAUUCCUCAGGAAGCUUGUGAUGAGAUUGUCGCCAAGGCCAAGGUCGAAAACAUUGACUUCGACGAGCUCAAACAGAAGACUGAAUUGAUCGGUUAUCCUGUGCUGGGCGUUGUGCAGCAGCUUGUCUCUGUCUGUCGAGAUGGUCUUGGUGAGUGGUGCCAUUGGGGUGCCACCACUCAGGACGUCACAGACAGUGCCACUGUUAUGGCUAUACGUGAUUCCCUUGAUAUCAUCGAAGCUGAUCUGGAUCAUAUUAUGGCCAGUGUAGCUCAGAUAGCUGAGGAGCAUCGCUUGACACCCAGUAAGUCCUCUCUGUCUCUGUACUGUAUUCUAUUAUGUAUACCGUUAAUCAUGGUUUUACUAGUGGCUGGUCGUAGCAACUUACAACAAGCUGUGCCCAUCACCUUUGGCUUCAAGAUGGCCCGUCUCUUGGCUACUCUCCAGCGUCACAAGGAGCGCAUAGCAGAGAUCCGCAAACGUGCUUUGACUUUGGAGUUUGGAGGUGCUGCUGGCACUCUUGCCACCUUGGAUGAUAGCGUUGCAUUGGAGUGUCAGGCGGAGGUGGCACGUGAACUGGGUCUGGCUCAACCCGAGAUUGCGUGGCACACGGAACGCGAUCGUAUUGCUGAAGUAGGCGCCUUUCUCGGCAUUCUCUGUGGUACUUUAUCCAAGAACGCAACGGACAUCAAGUUGAUGAUGCAAACCGAAGUUGGUGAAGUUUCUGAACCUUACGUUUCUCAUCGUGGAUCCAGCUCCACCAUGCCAAACAAGUUCAAUCCGAUUAGUUGUGUAUAUAUCCACGCAUUGGCUGCCACUGUCCGUCAACAUUCGGCUGCUCUUAUGGAUGCGAUGGUUGAGGAUCACGAGCGCUCCACCGGUCCCUGGGAGAUUGAAUGGAUCGUUCUGCCAGAAGCCUUCAUCCUUACAGCUGGUGCAUUAAAUCAGACCAAAUCAAUGAUGGCUGGUCUGCAGGUCCAUCCCAAGAACAUGAUGCGUAACUUGAACUUGACAAAGGGACUCAUUGUGUCUGAAGCUGUCAUGAUGGGUCUCGGUCCCAAACUGGGUCGUCAAUCUGCCCACGACCUCGUGUACACUUACUGUCAUCGCGCUGCUCUUGAGGAUCGUAUGUUGAUUGAUUUACUCAAAGAAGACAAAGAUAUCUCGGCUGCUUUAUCUGAUUCUGAGCUCGAGCAUCUCUGCGAUCCUGCUAAUUAUCUGGGUUUGAGUGGAUCCAUGGUUGAUAACGUUCUCAAUGCCUACAAAAAGAAUGUUAUGAUUGCGAAUAAAACUAACGUUUCAAAAGACGCCGCUCAAUAA